Molecule: messenger RNA, 486 nt
Organism: Ciona intestinalis (vase tunicate)
Lineage: Eukaryota; Metazoa; Chordata; Ascidiacea; Phlebobranchia; Cionidae
Biological process (GO): translation
Cellular component (GO): ribosome
Molecular function (GO): structural constituent of ribosome
Source: RefSeq, a predicted model, not a curated record
UUUUAUUGUAAAUCUAAGGUCACACUGCGAAAAUCAAUUUCUGUUGAGCAUCACUGCGACGAAUUUCUUUUUCGAACAGCGGUAGGCAAGCAGGAUGGUUAACGUGCCAAAGACACGAAAGACGUACUGCAGUCACAAAAACUGCAAGAAACAUACUCUGCACAAGGUAACCCAAUACAAAACUGGUAAAGCCUCGCUAUAUGCCCAAGGUAAACGGCGUUACGACAGAAAACAGUCCGGAUAUGGUGGUCAGACUAAAGUCGUGUUCCGUAAAAAGGCUAAAGUUACCAAGAAAAUUGUGUUGAGAAUGGAAUGCUCACAAUGUAAAGCAAGGAAACAACUUGCCAUCAAGAGAUGUAAGCACUUCGAGUUGGGAGGUGAUAGAAAGAGAAAGGGACAAAUGAUUCAGUUCUAAAUGAUCGUUACAUCAUAUCUGGUCAUUCCGAAGUCACUUUUGCUCUAUCGCAAUAAAAUAAUACCACCAAU